CCGAGCGUCCUCCGCGUCUCCAGGGACAACCUAGGCGCUACCCUCCGCGGGCGCCGCGACGGUUAAUCAGAUUCCCGACCGAGGGGGCAUGGCCGCCUGCUGCAGGGGCCAAUCGAAAGCCUGGGAGGCCCUAUAUGCAAAUAUGAGGGCCGGGCGGACCCGAGGGAGGGCUGGUGUGUCCCCAGAGCCUCCUCCAGGGCUGGGAAGAUGCUACAGUGCCUGACUUCGGAGAGUGAGGAAGGUGGUGAAGAGAAGGAGGAGAGUUCUACAGAAGAUCUAGAAGAGCUAAAAGAAUUUGUCACCCUGGCUUUUGUGAGAGAGAACACACAAAAGAGGCUUCAGAACGCCCAGCAGCAUGGCAAGAAGAAGAGGAAGAGAAAAAGAUUGGUGAUCAAUCUAUCCAACUGCCGCUAUGACAGUGUGCGCCGGGCAGCCCAGCAGUACGGCCUUCGAGAGGCAGGCGACAAUGAUGACUGGACUCUCUACUGGACGGACUACUCAGUGUCGCUGGAGAGAGUGAUGGAAAUGAAGAGUUACCAAAAAAUCAACCAUUUUCCCGGGAUGAGUGAGAUCUGCCGCAAGGACUUGCUAGCCCGGAACAUGAGCCGUAUGCUAAAGCUGUUUCCUAAGGACUUCCAUUUCUUCCCUAGGACCUGGUGUCUUCCUGCGGACUGGGGAGAUUUGCAGAAUUACAGCAGGUCAAGAAAAAAUAAGACGUACAUUUGUAAGCCGGACUCGGGCUGCCAAGGGAGAGGCAUAUUUAUCACCCGGACGGUGAAAGAAAUCAAGCCAGGGGAGGAUAUGAUCUGUCAGCUUUAUAUUUCAAAGCCCUUUAUCAUCGACGGGUUCAAGUUUGACCUGCGGGUUUAUGUGCUGGUGACCUCCUGUGACCCUCUCAGGGUUUUUGUGUACAACGAAGGACUGGCUCGCUUUGCCACUACUUCCUAUUCCCACCCCUGCACAGAAAACCUGGAUGAAAUCUGCAUGCACCUGACCAACUAUUCUAUCAAUAAGCACAGCUCCAACUUUGUUCAAGAUGCUCAUACUGGCAGCAAGAGGAAACUCUCCACCUUCAACUCGUACAUGAAGACCAAUGGCUAUGAUGUAGAGCAGAUAUGGAGGGCCAUCGAGGAUGUCAUCAUCAAGACACUCAUCUCGGCUCACCCCGUCAUCAAGCACAACUACCACACCUGCUUCCCCAGCCACACGCUCAACAGCGCCUGCUUUGAAAUUCUGGGUUUUGACAUCUUGUUGGACCGCAAACUCAAACCCUGGCUGCUGGAGGUCAACCAUUCUCCAAGCUUCUCCACCGACUCCAAGUUGGAUAAAGAGGUGAAAGACAGCCUGCUCUAUGAUGCACUGGUCCUCAUCAAUCUGGGGGGCUGUGACAAAAAGAAAGUCUUGGAGGAAGAGAGACAGCGGGGACGGUUCCUGCAGCAGUGUCCUUCUCGGGAGAUGAGGAUGGAGGAGGUCAAGGGUUUCCAGGCAGUGCGUUUACAGAAAACGGAGGAAUAUGAGAGGAAAAACUGUGGCGGGUUCCGGCUCAUCUACCCUGGUCUUAAUUUGGAGAAGUAUGAGAAGUUCUUCCAGGACAAUAGCUCCCUCUUCCAGAAUACUGUUUCUUCCAGAGCCAGGGAGCUGUAUGCCCGGCAACUGAUCCAGGAGCUGAGGGAGAAACAGCAAAAGAAAUCAUUCCUAAAGAAAGAGAAGAAGGCAGAGAUGCAGGGUGAGUCUGCCGGUGAUCAGAGGAGAGACAAGAUCGUGAAAACUGGGCGACAGAGACAGCUGCAGAAGAGCAAGACAACCACCCGUCCCCCCAAACAAUGCUACCACCCAGUGACUUUAGUAUCCUGCACACCCGGCUUGUUCUUGAACAUCAGAGGCAUACGGAAAAAUGAAACAGACAGUAGCCUCCACCAGGGCUCCAAGAAGGAGGCCAGCCUCGCUCCCUGCGAGCCCAUGUCAGCAAGGCACUACAGUUCUGUCCCUGACCUAAGGAAUUCAAAUCUCAACUGCUGUGGGCCAGAGCUCUGUAAGUCCAAUUCCAAAAUCAAGGAAGUGAAGUCGGCCCUUUCAUUGAACAUAAUCAGCAAUAAUACCCAGCCUUUAACAUCUGAAGAAACUUCCCCAGAACCCACAGCCCAGCUCUCAACCUCUCUAGAAUCCCUGGCAAGCCUGAGCCUGACCACCAGCCCUGAGUGCAGCAGCCCCGACAGCAUCCAGACAGCCUCCUAUAGGUGCAAGCAGCAGAGGGCCCCCUACAGGCUGAUCCAGGAGAAAAAAUCCAAACCUCCCAUGUCUUCCAAACCCAGGAAUUUGGACCCGAGUUGGACCUUGCUAAAGAAUGAGGUGAAGAGGCAGUAUCUGAUGUCAGAGAUACUGCAGAAGGUUCAGAUGAAGAAACACGCCUUGUUCCCGGCUCCCAAGUCACGAAACCCAUCCUUGCCCAAGGAGUGGUGCUCCCACAGCUAUAACCCUGUCAGGAAGAGAGAGAUGGGUGUGCCCUCCGUCCUCUUCCUGCAGGGUUCUCACAGCCAUGCUCAAUCUCUGGAUGACCUUCUGAUAGUUGCCACUCAGGCUCGUCUGGACCCUCGGCCUAUCAGAGGCCAUUCGGGUACUCCAAGGGACCCAGGCACUACAAGCGACCCAGGCACACAGGACCCGAAGCACACCGCUACUGCCUGAUCGCUGGUCAGAAAGGAUGUGAGAGCUUAGAAUCAGACUGGAUCUUUGGCCGUUUUUCCUUUCCUACCUCUUAUUCCAGGAAAUGAUUUGUCUCUUCCUACAGUGUCUACAGAUGGACCGGACGUUUCAUUUCCUCAUCUAGAAAUUCUGGUCUGAUAAACAGUCUCACUGGCACUUGUGAGGACAGCGGCCUUCCGUGCUGCG
Phodopus roborovskii (desert hamster) is the source of this 2889-nucleotide messenger RNA. It is a transcript of the gene Ttll6, whose product is annotated as tubulin tyrosine ligase like 6. Gene Ontology annotation, molecular function: tubulin-glutamic acid ligase activity; tubulin binding. NCBI's taxonomy places the organism in Eukaryota, Metazoa, Chordata, Mammalia, Rodentia, Cricetidae. Bases 208 to 2685 code for a protein of 825 amino acids. Gene Ontology annotation, biological process: microtubule cytoskeleton organization; protein polyglutamylation. The transcript is spliced from 16 exons. Gene Ontology annotation, cellular component: cilium. The record is from RefSeq and is a predicted model, not a curated record.